Molecule: messenger RNA, 986 nt
Organism: Musca domestica (house fly)
Lineage: Eukaryota; Metazoa; Arthropoda; Insecta; Diptera; Muscidae
Product: apolipoprotein D
Exons: 7
Coding region: 140-820 (226 amino acids)
Molecular function (GO): pigment binding
Source: RefSeq, a predicted model, not a curated record
UGUUCUAUAAAAGAUGACUACGAUCGUUAAAAUUGGUUCAGUUGUAAUAAGUUUGUGACACGGAGAGGAACGGUAAAACGUUACGGAGCAAUAAAAAAAUUUCUAAAUCUCGAAGCUAUAUUACAAUUUUCUAACAACCAUGAGGAGAAUACAGAGUGCAUUUUUAUUAUCGCUGCUGACAUGGUGUUGUCACAAUGUCGUGUGCCAGGUGCCAUUUCCAGAAAAUUGUCCCAAUGUGAAAAUUGUGGAUACAUUUGAUUUAGAUAGAUACAUGGGCAUUUGGUAUGAAUAUUCUAAAUAUCCGUUCAUUUGGGAAGCGGGUCAAAAAUGUCAAUAUGCCAUUUAUAAAAAUAAUGGCAAUGGUACAGUUGCGGUUAAAAAUGUUGGAACAUUUGUCAUUGUUAAUAAAUCGAGCAGCGUCCAGGGUACUGCCAAAGUAAUCGCACCCGGACAGUUGGCGGUUGCAUUUAGAAAUCAAGAAGUCAAUGAACCAAACUAUUUGAUACUGGGCACCGACUAUGAUAACUGGGUGGUGGUGUACAGCUGCAAAAAUAUCAGCUCAUUUGCUCACACAAAAAUCAUUUGGAUUUUGAGUCGUCAACGUCAACCCAGCGAUGAGGCCAUUCAAGCCGCCAAACAAGUCAUUAAAGAUAAUAAUUUGUCCGAAGAGUUUAUGAUAAAAUCAACCCAGACCGACUGCCCCGAUGUCAAUGGAAGCAAUGAAAAUGGCAGUGACCAAGUUGCCGAUGCCUCCACCAUCUCUGAUCAAUCGAUAGAUUUCAGUUCAACAACACCAUCGAAUGUCAUACAGACGGCAUGAGAAUUAUUGGGGCGUCUUAUCAGACGCAUCGUUGAAAUGUUUAUGUCAUUUAUGUAUUUUAUGCGACGGAUUUUGUACACUUUGUAGAAUGAGAACAGAAAUGUGAAAAUUGAUUUUUUUUUGUAUUUAAAAUUGAAUUGAAUUCUUUUCAUUCUGUUCACGAACA